Molecule: messenger RNA, 5871 nt
Organism: Neofelis nebulosa (Clouded leopard)
Lineage: Eukaryota; Metazoa; Chordata; Mammalia; Carnivora; Felidae
Product: zinc finger protein 613-like
Exons: 4
Coding region: 886-2730 (614 amino acids)
Biological process (GO): regulation of transcription by RNA polymerase II
Cellular component (GO): nucleus
Molecular function (GO): RNA polymerase II cis-regulatory region sequence-specific DNA binding; DNA-binding transcription activator activity, RNA polymerase II-specific
Source: RefSeq, a predicted model, not a curated record
CCAGUUACAGGUAGUGUUUUGUUUUGUUCUUCAUGCUGUGGAAGUAAUGAAUUCCUAACUAAGGGCUCAAGUUUGAAAUAGGUUUUGGAUUUUUAUGGAAUGUUUUUCUCAGCAUCAAUUUUGGUGACCGUAGGACUUUUCUAACCUGCUAAUAUAUUGUAGCAGACGCAGUUGGUCACUUGCUGUUGCGGAGAAGAGUUAACACAGCUCUUUUUAGAAAGGCCUUCUUGCAAGGUUGCUUACAGGUCCCUUGCCUGGCAUCUGGGACCUUAGCUUUGGGGAGGGUUCCCAUCACUCCCUAUUGAAUGGCUCACUGUGCUUAAACCGUUCUUUCAAGCAGUACGGUUUAUUCUCAACACCUGCUCUCCUCUGGGAAUCUGGGAUUUUGGCAUGUGCUAGGCAGUGGGUGCCUACAUGAACAGCCCCAGUAAGAGCCGUGGGCACCAUGUCUCUAGUAAGCUAACACAUUGUGUGUUAUCACAGCCUGUUGCUGGGGGAGGUAAAGGCUUCCUGUGUGACUUCACAGAGACAGGACUCUUGAGAGCUUGCACCUGAUUUCCUCCAGAUUUUGCCAUUUGGACUUUUUCUCUUUGCUGAUUUUGCUUUGUAUGCUUUCGUGGUAAUAAUUUGCUGAGGUCUGUCAGUCCUAGUUAAUCACUGGCCCUGGGGGGUGGUCUUGGGUAUUUCCAGCACAUCUGCCCAACAUCCAUUCACUUCCUUCCGUUUUUCUAACAGAUUCUCCAGGUGUUCCUUGGCUUGUGGCAGCUUGUCUCUACUCUGCCUCCAUCUUCACAUCGUCUCAUCUUCCCUGGAUGUAGGGUCCAUCUGGAUACUCCUGGAUUCUCUUAAGAUCCUUAAUUACAUCGGCAAAGACCCUUUUUCCACAUGAAGUCUCAUUCACAGGAAUCGCUGACACUGGAGGAUGUGGCCGUGGACUUCACGUGGGAGGAGUGGCAGCUCCUGGCCCCCGCCCAGAAGGACCUGUACUGGAAUGUGAUGCUGGAGAACUACAAGAACCUGGUGUCACUGGGGUAUCAAGCUCGCCAACCAGAUUCACUCUCUGAAUUGGAACAAGAAGAACCACCAUGGAUUUUCAAAGAUGAAGUCCAAAGUCAAACCCAUCCAGAAAUUGAGAGAGUUGACGAUCAUCUGCCUCAGCACUUAGAAAAUCUCAAAAUGCCGAAGAGGAUGGAACAGUGUUAUGAACUGAACACGUGUGGAAAGACUGUUCAUCAGAGCAAAAGUCAUUUUCCUUUCAGGCCAAAUCAUGAUAGGUUUCAUUUACGUGGAAAAACUUUGAAGCCACACUUAAUCAACCGAAGUAGAAGCUGUGACAAAGAGCCUGCUGAGUCUGGUGGAGACGGGAGAUCCUUUCUCAGUGCUAAUCACAAGCAAACUCACACCGAAAUUCAAUUCCAUGAAAGUAGAAGGCCCACCAGCACUAAGUCACAAUUCCUUAAACAUCAGCAAAUACACAAAAUAGAGACGGCCCACGAAUGUCCUGAAUGUGGGAAAGCCUUCCUCAAGAAGUCUCGGCUCACAGAACAUAAGAGAAUUCAUACAGGAAGAAAGCCCCAUGGGUGUAGUGUAUGUGGGAGAACCUUCUCCAAGAAGUUCAAGCUCACUGAACAUCAGCGAAUUCACAAAGGAGAGAAACCCUAUGAGUGCUGUGAGUGUGGGAAAGCCUUCCUCAGGAAAUUUCAGCUUACUGAACAUCAGAAGACUCAUACAGGAAAUAAACCCCAUGGCUGCGGUAUAUGUGGGAAAGCAUUCUCCAGAAAGUUCAAGCUGACUGAACACCAGAGAACUCACACAGGAGAGAAACCUUAUGGAUGUACUGAAUGUGGCAAAGCCUUCUGCAGGAAGGCAGAACUCAUUAUACAUCAGAGAAAUGAAAGAGGAGAAAGGCCCCAUCAGUGCAGUGAAUGUGGAAAAGGUUUCGCCAGAAAAUCACAACUCAUUCUACAUCAGAAAACUCAUACAGGAGAGAAAUCUUAUAUAUGCAGUGAAUGUGGAAAAGGUUUCAUUCAGAAGGGCAAUCUCCUUAUACAUCAACGAACUCAUACUGGAGAGAAACCCUAUGGAUGCACUGAAUGUGGUAAGGCCUUCAGCCAGAAGGCGUGCCUGAUAGCACAUCAGCGAUUUCAUACAGGAAAGACUCCCUUCGUAUGUACUGAAUGUGGAAAAUCUUGUUCACAGAAAUCAGGACUCAUUAAACAUCAGAGAAUUCACACAGGAGAGAAACCCUAUAAAUGCAGUGACUGUGGGAAAGCCUUCACUACAAAGACAAUGCUCACUGUCCAUCAAAGAACUCAUACAGGAGAGAGACCCUAUGGAUGCAAUGAAUGUGGGAAAGCUUUCUCCCACAUGUCAUGCCUUGUUAAACAUAAGAGGAUACACACAAGAGAGAAACAUGUAGAUUCAGUGAAGGUUGAAUAUUCUUCCACAGAGGGUCACAGCUUAUUAGAUACUAGUGAAUUCAUGCAGGGGAAAAGCCCUGUUAAUACAGUGACUGCACAGAUGCCUUCCGCGAUCCCUCAGACCUCAUUAAACAUCAGUGGGCUCCUCGCAGAUAGGAAUGCGGUCCUAGUGGGACAGCCAGCUGCCAGAUGUGCACCCUCAGGAAAUAACGGAGAAUUUGUACAGGAGAGAAACCUUAUGAAUGCAGCGAAUGUGGUUGUGCCUUCAGUGGUCAAUUACAUCUUAUUUUAUGUCACGAAAAACACAUAGAAAAAAACUGGUACAUUCAAUUAGGAAAAGCCUUGAGCAAUAAUGUCUUGCUGAUAAUAUGGUUAUACACGAACAAAACCCAUGAGUGCAGAGGCUAGUUUUAGAAGACCGACUCUGUCUGUCAUCAGUGAUCAACAUAGCUCAUCAGGGAGCUUAUAGUGAGUAGAGACAUGGCAAUAGUGGGAAAGUCCCUACCCUUAAUAUGUCAGUUCAUACUGAGGAGAAACAGGAGGCAAUGAACGUGGGGCACCUAGGUGGCUCAGGUCAUGAUCUCACGGUUCGUGAGCUCAAGCCCCGUGUCGGGCUCUGCGCUGACAGCUCAGAGCCUGGAGCCUGCUUCAGGUUCUGUGUCUCCCUCUCUCUCUGCCCCUCCCCCGCUCAGCUCUGUCUCUCUCUCGAAAAUAAACAUUAAAAAAAAAAAACAGUGAACAUGGCUCGGAUUUCAGUGGUACAUUCUGCCUCAUGCAUUAGCAGGUAAAAUCACAGAGAAAUAAACCUGUUAAUCCACUAAUUGUGGAAUUCCUUUAACGAAAUACUAAAGUUCUUGUGAAACAAAGGUUUGUGAAGAUGAGGAACAUUUAAGAGCUUUAUGUACCUUUUCUAAUUUGACCUAUAUGUCAUGUAAUACACCUGAUGAACAUUUUCAGACAGGGUACCUUGAACCACAUUCCUAAUUACCAUGUUAGUGAUUCCAUAAUUUAGAGGAGAUAGUUUCUGCCCUACAUCACUGGCUAACAUUAUCACACUAUAUUCACUUUUCCCAUUUGUGGAUUCUUUUUUUUUUUUUAAUUUUGUUUUAGAGAGAGAGAGUGUAUGCAUGUGAGCUGGGGAUAGGGGCAGAGGGAGAGAGAGACUCAAGCAUGACCCUGGGAUCAUGACCUCCACUGAAAUCAAGAGUUGGAAGCUCAACCAACUGAGCCAUUCAGAAUUAAAACAGGGCCAGGAAGAAAUUAAGUAAAUAAUAAAACAGGGCCAGAAAGGACCAAACUUUCCAAGUAACCUCAGGUGCACCUCUUUCGGUUUUUCUAAAAUUUUCUUUAAUUCUAAAAUUCUUCAGUAUCAUAUAAUGUUUACCCUGUUGCAUUUCUUUGGCUUUAGAUUUUAUUUCAGGCAACUGAAGUCCUUCAAAAAGAAGUGAAUAUUUUAAACUCAUGAAUAUAAUUUAAUUUCCUUUGAUGAGUUUAAGUUCAAUUUAAAAAUAAGAGCAAGCAUUACACAAUGUCACCAUAAAAGCGAUUUUUAAAAUUUUCUAGACCUGAAAAGAUAGAGAAACCAGGUUUGCAAAAUGAACUAAAAGCCCAAGUACAAUUAGUAAUUUAAACCUACACAUUAAAUAACAAAAUACAUUCCAACAAAGCUCUCAGUAGUCAUUUUCGAAAACAUGAGAAAGUAAGGUAGGCAAUUUGAACACAAGAGGAUUACUUCCAUCCUAGCUCUCCCCGUCCCUUACCUGAUUAUUGAAUUCUCAGAAUGCUGGGAAUCUGAAGUUCUAAAUGCCUGGAUAACUAUCCAGUUGCCUCCCCUUGGAGGCAGUACCCUGUCUAACCCUAACUUUUGCUUCAUUGAUGGAACCACCCCAACAUUCUUCCUAGCAUCUAUUCCCAUUUUCUCUCAACUCAGAGGGACUCUGAGUCCUACAAACACGAGGAAGACAAAAGUAGAUCUUCAUAGAAUCAGCCUUGGACUGGUAUCUCAUGCUCCACAAAGCCAGAGAGACUUGGGUUUGGACCUAGAGUAGGCAUAGGGUUUCUGGAAGAGUAGGGUGAAUCUAGUGCUGGAAUUACUGAAGGCCUGUAACCAGCCUGGAAAGUAUUUUUGGAAUCUGAUAUGUAUAAUUAGUUAAAUGUAGUCAGGGGUAAUCACAGGGGCUGGCAUAAACAAUACAGGAAGAAGUUCAGACCACGUCUACUGGUGAAAAACUGAUCUGAAAAGGGCAUGAGGUCAGGUCUCAGGGAGAAACUAAUGGUAGAGGUCUGUCAGACGAGAUAGUUGAGUGGCAUUUAGGCAGUUGAUUUUUUUGUAAAUGACAUAAACUCCACUAGAAUCACUUGGAGAGAACAUUUCACUUGUUUUCUUCGAGAUUUUGAUAUGGAAUAUAAAGACCUUGGGUCAUGUAUAAACGUUACCAAUUUUAAUACAAACCAUAUUACAAUAUCAACUUUAUGCGCAAGUGUAAGGUCUUGAAUGUAAGUUAUACACUGUGAAAGUUAGACUAUAAGCUUCAUGAGGGUAGGGAACUUCUGAUAACCCCUGUAUACAAGAUGUCUAGAAGAAUAUGUGAUAUAGGGUAGGCACUUGAUACACAUGGUUAGUUGACUGAAUCCCAUCCAAUAAGCAAUCUUGCUUAACUGAGAUUUAAAGCAGGGCCAGGAAGAAAUUAACUAACCAAAUAAUAAAACAGGGCCAGAAAGGACCAAACUUUUCAAGUAACCUCAAUGUAUCCCAAAACAAUUCUUUGUAAGAGGAGCGCUUCAAGAAUAUUUGUAAGAGAGGCGUCUGGGUGGCUCAGUCGGUUAGCAUCCAACUCGGUUUUGGCUCAGGUCAUGAUCUCACAGUUUGUGGGUUCGAGUCCCAUGCUGGGCCCUGCACUGACAGUGCAGAGCCUGCUUGGGAUUCUCUCUCUCUGCCCCUCCACCCCCACUCUCCUCUCUCUCAAUAAAUUAAAUAAAUAAAUAGAGUGCAAAAAUAUCCUGAUCUCCCCUGUUGUACCUACUCCCCCAUAAUCCCAUAAUAAAGUUGACAAACCUAUCAGGCAGGAAAAUGUGACCAGUGUUGAAAGACCAAUCAAAAGUGACCUAGAACUGAUAUCAAUGCUAGAUUGAGCGAACAAGGACAUUGUAUAAACGGUUAUAGCUGUAUUCCAUUAUAUCAAAGAGAGGAAUGAUUAACAUGUUAAUAACAACAAUGUCUUGGGUUGAUAAGAUAUGUAAUACAUCUUACUUCAUAUUUUAUAAACCUUCCCAGAAUACUGUUGUUUGUUCACUAUCUUGAUCAGAGAGUGAAGGGCAGUUAGCAGUUUCCCCUAGGCAUUCCUCACAAUACCUCUUUUGCCACUUGGCCAAGAACAUAAGGCCGCCUUUUUUUUUUAAGUUCAGGUUCUCUGAACAGUUUUUCACUUUUUAAUAAAAUCUUUUGUUCUCA